AUGUAACAAGAUUCAAAUAGUUCUUUCGAAGUAACCACUGCUUAAUAGUAGUAUUAAGUUCCUCUGCAGACCAAUUAAUAACAAGGUUAUGGAUAAUCCAAUAACAAUUAUUCCUCCUAACCAUAGUAUCCACCAUAAAAUAUUAAGGUUUAAGGUUCUCCAUAUCCAGGUUAAUAAGAAUUGGUUGUAGUAAAUACUUAAAUGGGGAAUGCUACAUAAUCAUAACUCCUCUGUAAUCAAUCAAGAUUUCCUGUACCAUUGACAUGUCCUUAUUGCCAAAGAUAAGGAGCAACCAAAAUUGAUUAUUAAACAGGAUCUGGAACAUGGUGUUGUUGCUUCAUAUUAGCUUUAUUCAUCUGUUGUAUUUGCUGGGUGCCAUUUUUGGGUGAAAAAUGUAAAGAUGCAACUCACUCAUGUCCACACUGUGGAUAAGUUGUUGGUAUGUGUCCAUAUAAAGUGUGUGGAUGA
Molecule: messenger RNA, 468 nt
Organism: Paramecium tetraurelia
Lineage: Eukaryota; Ciliophora; Oligohymenophorea; Peniculida; Parameciidae
Exons: 3
Molecular function (GO): zinc ion binding
Source: RefSeq, a predicted model, not a curated record